This is a messenger RNA of Oppia nitens, 1332 nucleotides long. Its product is annotated as low density lipoprotein receptor adapter protein 1-B-like. Lineage: Eukaryota; Metazoa; Arthropoda; Arachnida; Sarcoptiformes; Oppiidae. Bases 420 to 1217 code for a protein of 265 amino acids. The transcript is spliced from 5 exons. The record is from RefSeq and is a predicted model, not a curated record.
CUGUUUGUAUAAUAACAGUACAGUAGUGUUGUGUUUGACUUCACAAACAUUUAACAACACAUUCAUAGCUAUUAUAUUAUACUUUUACAGUACUGUUGUAAUAAAAAGCUGAAGACAUUGACAUUAAUUGGGACAACAUUUUUGGUCCAUAUUUUUAAGGGACAGUUAUCUCUGAAACUGUGAUAUAAGAGUUCAAACUAUUGACUAUAUGUUUGUUGUGUUUUUUAAAUACUAAUAUUUGUGCGACACUUAUAUAUAAUUGCAAUUUAAAACUAUUAUUAUUAGUUAAAUAUUGUUAAUAAGCAAUAUAUGUAUUAAUAGUUUAUAUCAAAUGUAAUAUCAAAUGCAUUGACAGCUUAUGACAGCCUAAAGGCAUUCAUUUGCAUCCAAUUAAUUGAUCACUUGGUUUACACAUAACAAUGGCUGCAAUCUUGAGGACGUUUGGCAUCAAAAAGCCUAAACAUAAGAAACUGCCUGAAGACUGGACCGACUGUAAGGCGCCAGUGAUUGAAGGCAUUACUUUCUAUUGUAAAUACUUAGGCAGUACUGUCAUUGAGGAGCCGUCCAGCGAUAUACUGACCGCCGAAGCCAUCAAACGAAUCAUACAAAUGGCCAAAGUCAGUAGCAAAAAGUUAAGAAAUGUAUCCAUUAAUGUAAAGCCUGUUGGCAUCAGUGCCAGUGAUUCAAAUAGUGGUGAAGAGCUCUUCAAUUUGUCCAUUUAUCGGAUCUCCUAUUGUUCAGCCGAUGCCACCUUCGAUAGAGUGGUGGCCUUCAUCGCCACCAACGCUAAUGAGACCCAUGAAUGUCAUGCAUUCCUUACCCCUAAACGCAAGAUCGCGGAGGCGACGGCUCUAACCAUUUCCCAGGCAUUCAGUAUCGCAUACGACAAAUGGCAACAAAUAGCUAAUAAUGGAGACAAUAAUAGCACUUCUCAGAGCACAACAAACACUAAUCAUGAAAGCAAUGAAUUGAACAAAAAGUCUUUUACAGAAAGGCCUCUCAUUGAUCUCAGCACUGAUGAGAACAUCAGACCUCCCACUGCCAGCUUUGACGACAACCUCUUCAAAUUUAACGACAACAAACUUAAUGGACAACAAUUGCGAAAUAAUCUGAACAUUGGUAACUUUGAACAAUUACAAGAGUUGGUCCAAAAAGAGGUAAACGAAAGUCAAAACAGUGAGAAGUUUUUCGCUGACGACGACCUCUUCUCUUUGUGAAUAAGAGUUUUGUUUUAUUGCAUUCAAAUAACCAAAUGUUUAGAAAUGCAUUUACGAUUUGUUUUAAAUUUUUGUUUUAUUACAUGAAAAUUAUUAUAUAUUUUAUUACUUAAUU